Molecule: messenger RNA, 1438 nt
Organism: Molossus molossus (Pallas's mastiff bat)
Lineage: Eukaryota; Metazoa; Chordata; Mammalia; Chiroptera; Molossidae
Gene: HCAR1
Product: hydroxycarboxylic acid receptor 1
Exons: 1
Coding region: 394-1425 (343 amino acids)
Biological process (GO): G protein-coupled receptor signaling pathway
Cellular component (GO): membrane
Molecular function (GO): G protein-coupled receptor activity
Source: RefSeq, a predicted model, not a curated record
AGAAGGCGGCCAGAAGGAGAACGCCUUGGGGGGCUGGACGCCCCAACUUCUCUCCAGCAUGAACCGCGCUGGACCUGCCGGCCGCGUCCCACGAAUGACCGCAUUUCCCAGCCUGGCGGGGCUCCAUGCUUGGAUUCUCGGGGACACAGGCAGCCUGUGACCCAGGCUCCGGAGAAAGGACACCCCGAGGCUCUCAUUUCCCGGCUGAAGUGGCUGUCCUCCGUGCGUGGGGCGCCUGCCUCCCCCUGCAGGUGCUGUCGCGGGUACCUGCAUCCCAGGCGAAGAAGUUAGAAACGCAGCAUCUGGGUGAGUGGCGGCAUUCAGAUAAACAUCUGUGUCUGUGUGGGGAGCCCUGGGGCCGGCACCCGCAGCGUGCUUCGCCCUCUGUGCACCAUGCACAACGGGUCGUGCUGCCUCCUCCAGGGGGACCCCAUAUCUCAGGUGAUGCCCCCGAUGCUGAUCCUGUUCUUCGUGCUCGGGGCCCUGGGCAAUGGCAUCGCCCUGUGUGGCUUCUGCUUCUACAUGAAGACCUGGAAGCCGAGCACUAUUUACCUUUUCAACUUGGCCGUGGCCGACUUCCUUCUGAUGGUCUGCCUGCCCUUUCGGACGGACUACUACCGCAGGGGCAGGCAGUGGGCCUUUGAGGACAUUCCCUGUCGGGUGGUGCUCUUCAUGCUGGCCAUGAACAGGGCCGGGAGCAUCGUCUUCCUCACGGUGGUGGCCGUGGACCGGUAUUUCAAAGUGGUCCACCCCUACCAUAUGGUGAACGCCAUCUCCAACCGGACUGCGGCAGGCAUCGUCUGUGCCCUUUGGACCAUGGUCAUCCUGGGGACUCUGUACCUGUUGACGGAGAGCCACCUGUGCAGGCAAGAGGACACCGUGUCUUGUGAGAGCUUCAUCAUGGAGUCGGCCAACGGCUGGCAUGACAUCAUGUUCCAGCUGGAGUUCUUCCUGCCCCUGGGCAUCAUCUUGUUUUGCUCUUUCAAGAUCGUCUGGAGCCUGAGGCAGAGGCAGCAGCUGGCCAGGCAGGCUCGGAUGAGGAAGGCUACCCGGUUCAUCAUGGUGGUGGCGGCCGUGUUCAUCACGUGCUACCUGCCCAGCGUGUCGGCCAGACUGUACUUCCUCUGCACCGUGCCCUCGAGCGUCUGCGACCCCUCUGUCCACGUGGCCCUCCACGUGACCCUCAGCUUCACCUACAUGAACAGCAUGCUGGACCCCCUGGUGUACUAUUUUUCAAGUCCCUCGUUCCCCAAAUUCUACACCAAGCUCAAAAUCCGCAGUCUGAGACCCAAGCGUCCAGGACGCUCCAAGACACAGAGGCAGGAGGAGAUGCCGAUUUCAAACCUCUGCCCCCGGAGCUGCGCCAGCCUGGCCAGCAGCUUGCAGAGCCAACAAGGUGCGUCAUGGGACCUCCAACGGCGCUGAACCGGCACAGACA